GCCUAUAGUACUGAACGGUGGAUGUCCAGUAGUUUGACGUCGAGGAAGUGUUGAGGCAGAUGAGCAGCAGAGGAAGAGCCGGUGUGUGCUGAGCUGCGUGCAGAGAUGGUUCAUUCUAAUUUGGUUUUUCAGCAAGCAACAUUGUUAUAAUUGCAGAGCACACAGACAGCAUUUUAAAGCUGUUGUGUCUCAGCCCUCUGCUCUCGUUGACCGCAGUCUAUUGAAGGCUGAAUGACUGGAGGAACUCUCAGCCAGCAGACAGAGACAGCGGCUUCAUGGGAAAUGAAUGAAUCCAAGAGACAUCCAGCUGAGCUGAUCGAGCGACCCGACAGCCUUCUGAUUGCAACUUCGACAAAAUCUGGAAUUGCUUUACUGUACAACGAGGAGACCAACAACACCUAUGAUGUCUGCCUGAAACUGACCAGAGAGGUUUUAAUUAUUCAGAAGCUGGAUGUGGUCUGCACGAGCGGAGGUGAACCUCAUGUUAAUCACAGAACUGUUGUACUGAGGAGACAGGCGAGCGGCGGUCUGGGCAUAAGCAUCAAAGGGGGUGCAGAGCACAACGUGCCUGUAGUUAUUUCAAAGAUUUUUAAAGAUCAAAUCGCUGAUCAGACUGGGAAGCUAUUCGUUGGGGACGCUGUGUUGCAGGUCAAUGGCAUAAAUGUAGAGCCUUGUACUCAUAAAGAAGUUGUUCAUCUCCUGCGCUCUGCAGGAGAUGAGGUCACCAUCACUGUGCGGUUCCUGCGAGAAGUUCCAUCUUUUCUAAAAUUGCCUCUCGGUUCUCCUGGUCCGUCUUCUGAUCACAGCCAGGCGUCCUCUCCACUCAUUGGCCUCCACUUAAAUGGAAACGGAAACAACACAGCUCCAUCACCUCCUCUACCCCCAGCUAAUGAACCAAUGUAUGAGAAGCGCUGGCUGGAUGCGAUCUCACUGCCCUUGUUGAUGGCCAGAGUCUCCAGAUACAAAGCUGGCACAGAUGAAUUAAGGUCUAACUGUUUUGAAGUCUCCACCUUGGAUGAAGCCAAUAUUCUUCAGUUUUGUUCUGCGGCAGAAAGCACGGACUGGAUCCAGGCAAUAACUACAAACAUCAGUGACUUGACGCAUGAGAAUAUCAAACUCAUCAAUAAAUGCUGCUCAUCUGAUGAUCAGAUUGUUCACAUGGGCUGGGCAAAUGAAAGCCAAGAGGGUUGCACUGCUGGGAACACCUUAGCAUUCAAGUUCCUGGCACUGAGAGGACCAUAUUUUCAUAUCUUCAGAAGACCUCCGGUCAGUGUUGCUGACUGGGGACAAGCUGAAACAACUUAUAACCUCUAUGAGGUUUUUUUCAAAGUCCACAAGCUGUGGAUGGUUGAGGACUGCUGGCUCCAGGCGAGGCUCUACUUGGGGCUUGAGCAUUCACCAGAGCAACAGGACGACGAGUCUCUGUGCUUCAGUAUUCUGGUCGGCCACGGCCAGAGCCACACCUUCAGGGUCGAGCUGGCCAGAGACCUCGCUAUAUGGGAGAAGUCCUUCCAAAGAGCAGGCUUAUUGGAGGUGCAGCGAAUACAAUCUAAGAGCUACAUGUGCAGCAGCCAGGGUCAUUUGCUUUGCUUCAACAUAGACUUUGGAUCAGGAUUCACCUGCUCAGAGAAUACUUCAAAGACCAUACUGUGGCAAUAUAAGUUCUCUCAACUUAAAGGAUCCUCUGACGAUGGAAAAACCAGAGUAAAACUCCUUUUCCAGAACGCUGAAAGCAAGCAAAUAGAUAUGAAGGAACUAGAGUUUGCUAAUCUAACAGCCGUCCUUCACUGUAUACAUUCUUUUAUCGCUGCCAAAGUGGCCUCCAUGGACCGUCUCUGUACUGGCAGUCAGACCUUCCCUGGAAAAAACAUGAACGGUUGAAAAGACUCUCCCUCAACCUCAGAUGCACAUGCGGCAAAUCAGCAGUAUUUUGUGCACUUUACUAAAGGAUGUGUAUUUCCUGUUUUUGAUAUUUUUCUAUCAACUGCUGAACGAGUAUUUGUAUUAAGAAAAAAAUGAGUAGAGUUUCACAAAGUAUAAAUUACUCCUUUUGUAAAUGGUAGAAUAAAAAACAAUUUAAAUUGAUUUCUGGGUAUGUUCAGAUACUUUUCUAAAGUUCUUUCUUGUCUAAAUCUUUAAAGUCUGACCUAGCCCCCAUGUGUUACUUGGAAAAUUAACUUAUAUGAACUCAUAACCCUCUUAUUGAAAGAGUUAUCAGUGGUUUGUUUAUGAACAGACAAGAUCAUUUUCUUGAUUGUUGUUUUAACCAUGACAGACUCAUAAAAAGUCAUAAAACCAUCAGUUUUCAAA
Molecule: messenger RNA, 2310 nt
Organism: Notolabrus celidotus (New Zealand spotty)
Lineage: Eukaryota; Metazoa; Chordata; Actinopteri; Labriformes; Labridae
Gene: sntg2
Product: syntrophin, gamma 2
Exons: 17
Coding region: 232-1881 (549 amino acids)
Cellular component (GO): dystrophin-associated glycoprotein complex; intracellular anatomical structure
Molecular function (GO): structural molecule activity; protein binding
Source: RefSeq, a predicted model, not a curated record